AUGGCUACCACAGACUCCAAUUGGCUUAAGGGCAUCAAGGGCAAGUCCUUUGCAGACAUCUCAGUCGAUGCCGCUUCAUUCAACACCCUUGAGGAAGAUGCCCAAAUAGGCCAGGUUCCCAUCAACACUGAGGAGUUCCUCCGAGCUGCUGAUUCUUUGGUGACCUUGUUCAACAUCCUCGGUCCUAAGACCUUCAAGCUCGUUAUCGAUGAUUUGAAUGGCAACAUCACUAAAGUCCGAACUCGCCUGUUGGCUGCGCCAGCUGAGUCGCAGACCCUCCAGGACCUUGUUCUGAAUGAAUUGAAGACUGGCAAGCACACCGCCACCGAGGGUCUCCUCUGGUUGUGCCGUGGUAUCGAGUUCACCGUCGAAAGUCUACACCACAACCUUCAGAACCCCUCCGUCGAGCUCAAGGACUCCUUCAACGCCGGCUACGCCGCCACUCUGAGCAAGCACCACGGCUGGCUCGCUAAGAAGGCCUUCGGUGUCGCUUUGGGCUGGUGUCCCAAGCGCGCGGUCUUCUAUAAGCAGCUGGCCGAUGCGGACUACAAGGAGGGCCAGCUGGCUGGCGAGGCCGAGCAGGCUCUUGGCUUGAAGGUUCAGACUGAGGUUGUCCCUGAUCUCAAUAAUGAGGUCGAUGCUCUCAGGAGAGUUGUGAAGAUCCUUAAGGCAUUCCAGGCCUCCAAGGAAGCUCAAUGGUAG
Penicillium angulare is the source of this 702-nucleotide messenger RNA. Its product is annotated as GLTP domain-containing protein. Gene Ontology annotation, biological process: intermembrane lipid transfer; ceramide transport. Gene Ontology annotation, cellular component: membrane; cytosol; cytoplasm. The transcript is spliced from 4 exons. The record is from RefSeq and is a predicted model, not a curated record. Lineage: Eukaryota; Fungi; Ascomycota; Eurotiomycetes; Eurotiales; Aspergillaceae. Gene Ontology annotation, molecular function: ceramide 1-phosphate transfer activity; ceramide 1-phosphate binding. The coding region runs from base 1 to 702 and encodes 233 amino acids.